AUCGCUCAUGUGAAAUAUCUAAUAAAAUUUGUAAUAUUGUUUUUGUUUACUUACAAUCUGCAUUUGCAUAAAAAGCCUCCAAGAUGGGUAAACGACAGCAUCAAAAGGAUAAAAUGUACCUAACGUACACCGAGUGGAGCGAGUUCUAUGGUGGCAAAAAGGUGGAAUCCUUGGAAAAUGAGCAUAUCAAAUUUAAACGAUUGCCAUUUGGCAAUUGCUGUAUAACUAUGGCACCUUUCAAAAUGCCUUACAGCGAUCUGCAUGGCAAUGUCUUUGAAUAUGAGGCCAUAUUGACCUUCUUGAAGUCAUUUAAAGUGAAUCCUAUUACGGGACAAAAAAUGGAUUCCAAGUCCUUGCUAAAGCUCAACUUUCAUAAGAAUGCGAAUGAUGAAUACCAUUGUCCAGCUCUGUUCAAGCCGUUUAGUAAAAACUCACACAUUGUGGCUGUGGGCACAACGGGGAAUGUUUACUGUUGGGAGGCAAUCGAUCAACUUAACAUCAAGACUAAGAACUGGAAGGACCUGAUUGAUGACACGCCAUUCCAGCGCAAAGAUAUUAUAACCAUACAAGAUCCGCAACAUUUGGAAAAGUUCGACAUAUCCAAGUUCUAUCACAUCAAGAAAAACCUGCGUGUGCUAUCAGCGGAAGAACAGCUGGAACGAAAAGAUCCACAGGGACGCAUCAAAACAAUGAAUCUGGAAACAAAAGAGACGCUUGCACAGCUACAGAAAGAUUACCAGCCAGCAGAAGAGGCACCUACUAGCUCGAAGCGCACAGCAGACAAAUUUAAUGCGGCUCACUAUUCGACGGGUGCAGUUGCAGCCAGUUUUACAUCUACCGCCAUGAUGCCGGUCUCCCAGAUCGAGGCAGCCAUCAUAGAUGAUGAUCUGGUCAAGUACGAGCGUGUCAAGAAGAAAGGCUAUGUCCGCCUAAACACUAAUUUCGGGCCACUCAACUUGGAGCUCUACUGCGAUCAGACACCACGCGCUUGCGAUAAUUUUAUAAAACACUGCGCAGAUGGUUAUUACAACAAUGUGAUGUUUCAUCGUUCCAUUAGGAAUUUUAUAAUACAAGGCGGUGAUCCAACAGGCACUGGAUCUGGCGGUAAAUCGAUUUGGGGCUCAAUGUUCGAAGACGAGUUCAAGCCAAAUCUUACGCACACUGGACGCGGCAUACUCUCGAUGGCCAAUUCAGGACCUAAUACGAAUGGCUCCCAGUUCUUUAUUACUUAUCGCUCGUGCAAGCAGCUCGAUGGCAAGCACACAAUCUUUGGCAAACUUGUUGGAGGACUUGAGACACUACAGAAAAUGGAGAACAUUGAGGUGGACAACAAAGACAGACCCAUCGAGGACAUUAUUAUACAGAAUGCACAAGUGUUUGUCAAUCCAUUUGAGGAAGCCGUCGAACAGCUGGCCAAGGAACGCGCCGAAGAAGCAGCUAGCAAGCAGGUGGCAGCCACAAAGCUAGAGCAGCAAAAACGCCUGAACGAACCGCUGAAAGUGUAUCGUCCAGGCGUAGGCAAAUAUCUGAAACCAAGUGUGCCUAGGAAACCAGAUCCUGAAACACAAUUGCCGGCUGCGCAACCAUCGAAAAAGAAAAAACUUGCUAACGGUUUUGGUGACUUCGCCAGCUGGUAGUUGUAGUCAAAUAUAUACACAAAUUUUAAUGUUUCACAA
Molecule: messenger RNA, 1676 nt
Organism: Drosophila hydei
Lineage: Eukaryota; Metazoa; Arthropoda; Insecta; Diptera; Drosophilidae
Product: RING-type E3 ubiquitin-protein ligase PPIL2
Exons: 4
Coding region: 84-1637 (517 amino acids)
Biological process (GO): protein peptidyl-prolyl isomerization; protein polyubiquitination; protein folding
Cellular component (GO): catalytic step 2 spliceosome
Molecular function (GO): peptidyl-prolyl cis-trans isomerase activity; ubiquitin-ubiquitin ligase activity
Source: RefSeq, a predicted model, not a curated record